Molecule: messenger RNA, 2773 nt
Organism: Mercenaria mercenaria
Lineage: Eukaryota; Metazoa; Mollusca; Bivalvia; Venerida; Veneridae
Product: baculoviral IAP repeat-containing protein 2-like
Exons: 9
Coding region: 969-2285 (438 amino acids)
Cellular component (GO): cytoplasm; nucleus
Source: RefSeq, a predicted model, not a curated record
GAUCAUAAGGACAAAUCAAUCGAAGCGCUCAAUUUUAAAUGUAUAAGUAUUCAGUCUUUGUUUGAGUAUUGAUUUCGGAAUGGAAAUUUUUCAUUUUCGACUGAUUCAAGUUUAGAAAUGAGUUUAUGAUUUUCAACCAUUUAUCAUUUAAAUGAAUCUGCUAUUUUUGACAAAUUAGGCAUUUUAUAAAGAGUAUAAUGCACCUGUAUUGGAUUGCAAGUAGUUGCUGUUGUCGGCAUCCGUGAGACAUAGAAAAAUUAAAAGGGAACAUAUGUUACAUUUCUGAACCUUUAUAUCUUUAUCAAACAUGUGCCUUUCUUCUAAAAUAUCAAGACAAUGGUGGUACAGCUGACAUACAAGUUUGCUGUAAAAUAUAUUUCCACCGAACUGAUACACCGACAGUUAAAACGUCCGAAUACGGAGAGAAAACAUAGUUUCCCUUCAACAGUCUGGAGACUUAUUAACAAAGCUAGACAAUCCGUCGCACGAGACAUUCGUGAAGCGUAUGCAUUACACUUAUAUACUAGCAGUAGAGAUGGUACUCAUCCAAUGUUAAACCGGAGGACCAUAGACAGAGGGAGAUUCAAGUAUACUUAAUUAUGAUAGUGUAAUUAAGACAUUUAAACUUAUGUGAUAUGAAUACUAUUGGGGAUUGUGUGGGUAACAGUUGUAAUAUGUAAUUUUCAUUGAAAAGAUAAGUUUAAAGUCAUUUAUGUUUCAACAGACGCGUUGCUUGAGACAUUUAAUAUCAUAAGUCCGUUGUCGUUACAUUGUUCUGUAACACAUUCGAAUUUCUUUUAUAUAUAACAGAAUUUAGGACAUAUCAAAACAUUACGGUUGUAUUUUCAAGACUAUUUGUUGAUCGGUUAACAAACUUAUUGUGUGGCGAUAUAUCAGAAAGGCCACUCCGCAAAGAAACAAACUUCGCGUCAUAUCUUUUACAAAGACAACACCUGCAAUUGUACAGAAUGAACUUUGACAUACCUUAUACAUCCUUCCCUCAGCAAGUUUCUGUUGACCAAGCUGGCGAAGAAAAUAGUGAAAUUGCUUUUUCUAACGGUGCUUCCUUUUCACCGCUUGGAGUUGAAAGUCAUCAAUUAGCAAUAAACAGUACACCAGGAAGACAUGUAACAUGUAGGCAUGAACCAACAAAUGCACAUCGGCCUACUAAUCCAGCAAAACAUCCGGAAUAUACGGAUUACAAUCAAAGAUUGGGUUCCUAUGCAAGAUGGCCUCUGAGAAAACCUGAUGCAAUUAGCCUUUGUGAUGCUGGGUUUUUCUUUUCAAAUCCGUAUGAUUUGGUACGUUGCUUUCAAUGUGGUAUAGGACUAAAAGAUUUUUCGGACAGAGAUGAGCCAUUGUUUGAACACGCACGGCACUCUCCAAACUGUUCAUUUCUGGUCGAAUGUUUGGGAACUGAAAGAUUAUCCGCAAUUAAGAUCAAGUGCCAGACACAACAGUCAACAAGAAUCAAUGAACAUCAGCAAGAGUUAUUUACAAACACAGACUCGAACUUACAAUGCCGGCAUCCCGAGUACAACUCUAUGCAAGCCCGUCUUUCAUCUUUUGCUGGAUGGCCAGGGCAUAUUAUUCAGACACCUCUGCAGUUGGCAGAGGCCGGUCUUUAUUAUACCGGGUUUGAAGACCAAGUGCGUUGUUUCAUGUGCGACGGAGGACUGCGGCGUUGGGAUCCGGAAGACGUUCCGUGGACAGAACAUUGUCGUUGGUUCCCGGAUUGUCCAUUUGCCAGAGAAAUGAAAGGCGAAGAAUUUAUAGGGCUUGUUCAAGCAUCGGCUGAUUAUACCAGUGGGGAAAAUGAAGGUUCCACAAACGAUCCACAAGUGUCGGGUACUCAUAAUCUUACAAAUACAAUGGAGCAGAUGACGCUGACAGAUCCAACGUUCAGGGCUGCUAUGCAGGAACAUAAAGACACAUGUCUGGAAAUGGGCUUUCAUCUGACAGAUAUAAAUGCCGCGGUAGAGGAAUUGAUAAAAAUGGGAAAUGUCAAUCCAGCAAUUGAAGAACUAUUAGAAACAAUCGAGGUCCGCAAAGAAAGACAACUAAAGGAAAAAGCAUUAGAAACAAAGCACAAUGAAAACCCUUUUGAAGAAAAUCGACGAUUGAAAAGUUUGAUUGUCUGCAUGGCAUGCGGCAAAAACAACGUAAAUGUUCUAUUUCUGCCUUGUACACACCAUCGCAUGUGCAUGGAGUGUGCAGAACAAAUGACAAAAUGUCCAGUCUGUGAAAGGUUUAUACGACAAAAGAUCCGGACAUACUUGGCAUAAAUCAAACCAAAAAGAAAUGUCGAGCUUUCACCGCAAUGCACACUAAGUCUGCCCAACAUGUCUUUUUGGUUUGAUUUAUUCCAAGUACAAAAGUAAUUUGACAUUAAAAUAUGCUUAAGAUAUCACUCGAUCUUUUUAAAAUGUAAGUCUAAUAUUUGUUAAAAUUGUGUCCAGAGUAAUAUGUUUGACUGUUCUUUUGCUGUAUUAAUUUUUUAUUUGUCUCAGUAACGCAUUUGGAAUAAAGCACAGUGGUAAGGAAUAUAAUUACAAAAGAAAUGUGCGAUGCACUUGCAAGAACUGAGUCUAUAAACAGCGCAGGAAAUAAGUGUAGACAACCUUCAUUGGUUUUAUAUGAUUGUAUAUAUAUUUAUUAUUCUACAUCAUGUUUGUAUGUAAAAGUUUUGAAAUACAUUUGAUAUGUUUAAACUAAAAGUUGGGAGUUAUUCAAAUGACAUUAGCACAAAGAUAGAAUACAUGAGCUCGUCGCA